Rhincodon typus (whale shark) is the source of this 2093-nucleotide messenger RNA. It is a transcript of the gene faxcb, whose product is annotated as failed axon connections homolog, metaxin like GST domain containing b. Gene Ontology annotation, cellular component: cytoplasm. The coding region runs from base 195 to 1421 and encodes 408 amino acids. The transcript is spliced from 6 exons. The record is from RefSeq and is a predicted model, not a curated record. Lineage: Eukaryota; Metazoa; Chordata; Chondrichthyes; Orectolobiformes; Rhincodontidae.
GACAAAGGCAGGCGGCAGAAGCGGUAGCAAAAUGUUGCGUGUUUUACACAGAUACAUAAACGGCGUUCGCAUGUUUGCUUCUUCUGUAACAUACAUCGGCAUAACAUCAUUACAGUUCCCCGAUCAUCUGCAAUAGUUCCAUCUUUAAGCAGAAAGAGCAGUCAUUCGGGGACGAUUCAGCUGAACACCGAAGAAUGUACUGGGGUGUUGGUUUUGCAUCGUCCAGAUCAUGCGUGGUUGAUCUGAGCAGGAAUCAGAGCUUUUCCCUGGGACUGUGCGGUUCUGACGAUCACUAUUCCUUUUAUGGAUACAUAAUCACUUUUCCUUUACAGGAUUACUGUAGCAUCAUGUCAGGGCUGGGAGCGGAAUCAUGGUGGAAGAAAACGCUAUGUCUAACCGGGGGAGCCCUGCUGGCAGCCGCUGCAUACCUCUUACAUGAAUUGCUAGCAAUCAGAAAGGAACAAAAACUUGAUUCAAAAGAUGCAAUUAUUCUGCAUCAGUUUUCACGACCUGAGUGUGAGGUACCUAGUCUGUCUCCUUUUUGCUUGAAGAUGGAAACGUAUCUUCGAAUGGCAGACUUGCCAUACCAGAAUUACUUUGAUGGCAAACUCUCUCCUCAAGGAAAGAUGCCAUGGAUUGAAUAUAAUCAUCAAAAGGUAUCAGGAACAGAGUUCAUUAUUGAUUUUCUUCAAGAAAAAUUGGGAGUAAACCUAAAUAAACAUCUGGAUUCCAGUGAAAGGGCUAUCUCAAGAGCCAUUACAAAAAUGAUGGAAGAACACUUCUAUUGGGCCAUAGUAUACUGCCAGUGGAUUGACAACCUCCAUGAGACCAGAAAAAUACUGUCUGUGUCAGGUCCAUUUAGUGGUUUCCUGAAAUGGUUACUGUGCCAGCUAACAAGAGGAAUUGUUAAACGGGAAAUGUACGGUCAAGGUAUUGGUCGCUUCUCGAAGGAGGAAAUAUAUACCUUAAUGGAGAAGGAUAUGCGAUCACUUUCUGUGAUUUUGGGUGAUAAGAAGUACAUUAUGGGCCCAAGGCCUUCUACAGUGGAUGCUGCUGUUUUUGGUCAGUUGGCCCAGGCUAUGUGGACACUGCCGGGAACCAGGCCAGAAAGACUGAUUAAGGAUGAGCUGGUUAACCUUGCCAUGUACUGUGAGAGGAUUAAAAGGAAGUUCUGGCCUGAAUGGAUUGAAGAGAGUGAUGAUGCUUCAUAUGACAAUGAAGAUAUGUCUAGUGAAGACAGUUUGACUCCCACACCACUACAAGACUUCAGCUUGUACUCUCGCACAGAAACUUUUGAUGAAGAAGUAACUGAGAACAGUGUUUCCUAUUCCCAGACUCCGGACACUGAUUAUACAGGCCAUUCACUUUUUGAUUCAGAUGUUGAGAUGGAAGAGUAUGCAGACAAUGAGUUGGGCAAAUAAAUAAAUGUGAAAAUAUCUUCUAGGUUGAAGGAAAGUACAUUAUUGCAGAUUUUGCACCUUACACAGUUAGUCCUGAGAUCACUAGGAAUCUGUCAGUACAGGUAUUGUUAUUUGGACCAAUGUGAUAAUAUUGCCAUGCCAGUUAGAAUCACAGAGAAAGGCCUUUACACUUCUAUCAAAUGUGUAGUAAUUAACUGAACAAUAUACUUAAAUAAAGCUAAUAGAACAGAACAUUUAGUCAUAAUAGUCACUGUACAGUAUGUAACACUGCAAUUCUUUAUAGCUAUCCUACAAGAACAUGCUCCUCUCCUUCAUUAAUUUGAGACAAUUCAAAAAUUGCAUACAUCUAAACAUACUGUGAUAUCUAUGGAAAUCAAGGUCUGUCAUAGUAUAAAUAAGGCCUUCAUUGCAAGGCGCAUGGAUGACUCUAUCAUGUUUUACAAUGUGCAGACUGUUACGUUGUAAUAUAAAGUUGAAAGUAAAUUGCUUUCAUUAGAACAUGCUAUGUAAAUGCCAAUUCAAUGAGAGAAAUUUUUAAGUGUGCAUGGAAAGCAACUGUGUACUUUAAUGAAAUUCACACGUACCUGUUAGGUUCAAUUAUAAAUGGAUUGAACAAUAUUAUGUAGCAGUUUUCUGGGAUUUUAUAUAUUAAACCAUGUUGCAUUUAUAGAA